UGGCUCUUUUCUCUACUAGCGAGCAAACCUACAUUCUAGACCCAACUGUCCAUCCAGCUCAUUUUUAAGGGGAUUUAUCAUUGUAUAUGCCCGUGUAUCCAAAACACAUCGGUCAUUGGGGAUUCCUAGCACCGGUUGGCCGGGUCUCACGGCCGUUAUAACGCUUUUUCGAGGUUUAAUUAGAGCUAGAAAACAACGGUAGUGGAGGAGGAGGAGAUUCCAUAUUAGGAGCACAGAGGAGAAGGCACCCCCCUUGUGUGAUUUGGAUCUUUUGGUUCUGAGCCCAUGGUACUAGGCCCUGACUGAACGUACUGGUGGGGCGUACAGACUUACUACUGUGGCUAGGUGUGUGCGUGCUGACCUCAUGGUGUAACAGGAGUAAAGAUGAGCAUUAGCAGUGAUGAGGUCAACUUCCUGGUCUACAGAUACCUACAGGAGUCAGGGUUCUCCCACUCAGCAUUUACAUUUGGCAUAGAGAGUCACAUCAGCCAGUCCAACAUCAAUGGUGCUCUGGUUCCCCCUGCUGCCCUCAUCAGCAUCAUCCAGAAGGGCCUGCAGUAUGUCGAGGCUGAAGUCAGCAUCAAUGAGGACGGCACGUUAUUUGACGGGCGGCCCAUAGAGUCUCUGUCCCUGAUUGAUGCCGUGAUGCCGGACGUUGUUCAGACGAGGCAGCAGGCCUACCGGGACAAAAUGGCCCAGCAACAGGCUGCUGCUUCAGCACCAACAUCGACCACGGGGGGGAGCAUUGCCGGCAACGCCAAGAACGGAGAGAAUACUGCCAACGGGGAGGAGAACGGAGCCCAUGCCUUAGCUAACAACCACGCAGACCUGAUGGAGGUCGACGGCGAUGUGGAGAUCCCUCAGAACAAGGCCAUGGUCUUGCGGGGCCACGAGUCCGAGGUCUUCAUCUGUGCCUGGAACCCAGUCAGCGAUCUGCUGGCAUCAGGGUCUGGGGAUUCGACAGCUCGCAUCUGGAACCUGAGUGAAAACAGUACAAGCAGCUCGACGCAGCUUGUCCUGAGACACUGCAUACGAGAGGGGGGACAGGACGUCCCCAGCAACAAAGACGUCACCUCGCUAGACUGGAAUAGCGAGGGAACGCUGCUAGCAACAGGCUCCUAUGACGGUUUUGCCAGAAUAUGGACAAAGGACGGGAACCUGGCCAGUACACUUGGCCAACACAAAGGUCCCAUCUUUGCCCUUAAGUGGAAUAAAAAAGGCAAUUUUAUCCUCAGUGCAGGAGUAGACAAGACAACAAUCAUAUGGGAUGCCCAUACAGGAGAAGCCAAACAACAGUUUCCCUUCCAUUCAGCUCCUGCGCUAGACGUGGACUGGCAGAGCAACAACACGUUCGCCUCCUGUAGUACAGACAUGUGCAUCCACGUCUGUAAACUGGGACAGGACCGACCCAUUAAAACAUUCCAGGGACACACGAAUGAAGUAAAUGCAAUCAAGUGGGAUCCCACAGGGAACCUGCUAGCCUCCUGCUCGGACGACAUGACACUGAAGAUCUGGAGUAUGAAGCAGGACUCGUGUGUCCAUGACCUGCAGGCCCACAGUAAAGAAAUCUACACCAUCAAAUGGAGCCCCACCGGCCCUGGAACCAACAACCCCAGCGCUAACCUCAUGCUAGCCAGUGCAUCGUUUGACUCCACGGUUCGUCUUUGGGACGUGGAGAGAGGCAUCUGUAUCCAUACGCUGACCAAACACCAGGAGCCGGUCUACAGCGUGGCCUUUAGCCCCGACGGGCGACAUCUGGCCAGUGGCUCCUUUGACAAAUGCGUGCACAUCUGGAAUACACAGACGGGUGCUUUAGUCCACAGUUACAGAGGGACAGGGGGAAUCUUUGAGGUUUGCUGGAAUGCAGCGGGGGACAAAGUGGGAGCCAGCGCAUCAGACGGAUCUGUGUGUGUACUAGACCUUCGGAAAUAGUGCUGCUGUUUGUUGGAAGCCAUGGACCGACCAUGAAUGUGUACAUAGCCAAAUGACUGUCCCAGCCUGCCCUGCGUACUGCUCACGCUUACGACUAUUGGCCCCGCUGACCGACAAACAGGAAGCAGGAAACAGGAACAGGAAGCAAGCACGCACCCUCUCGACACAGCAGGUCCAGACACAGGGAUGAACAGACGGACAGACAGACAGAAGGGUGGAUCAACGGGCGGAUGGAAACGCCCCUCUCUAUCUGUGCAGACUCUUACAGAGAUGCAGAAGGGACGCAGUGGAAAAAAAGUAAAAACUUGAUAGACAAAAAAAACAAAAAAAAACAAAGUUACAGAUCGGUAUAUGUACCAAAAUUUGGAAGCUAUUUUGCUUUUUUGAUCUUUAAAC
Molecule: messenger RNA, 2328 nt
Organism: Etheostoma spectabile (orangethroat darter)
Lineage: Eukaryota; Metazoa; Chordata; Actinopteri; Perciformes; Percidae
Product: F-box-like/WD repeat-containing protein TBL1XR1
Exons: 16
Coding region: 385-1932 (515 amino acids)
Biological process (GO): regulation of transcription by RNA polymerase II
Cellular component (GO): histone deacetylase complex
Molecular function (GO): protein binding; transcription corepressor activity
Source: RefSeq, a predicted model, not a curated record